Molecule: messenger RNA, 1189 nt
Organism: Culex pipiens pallens (northern house mosquito)
Lineage: Eukaryota; Metazoa; Arthropoda; Insecta; Diptera; Culicidae
Exons: 3
Coding region: 64-531 (155 amino acids)
Source: RefSeq, a predicted model, not a curated record
ACAAAACAGACGCACUAUUAUUAAUACACUGAACUUGUGCGACGCUCCUAAAACGAACGCACCAUGACACUGAGCCAGUGCAACCUACACUCACGAAAUGAACGCACCAUAGUUGAGCGAGCUGUCAUUAUUUUUCAAUCGCGCGUGUUCGCUCCUGAUCGUGUCUCGUGUUGUUUGAAGCGAAAUGUUCGGGUAACAUCGUGUGUAAUCGGUUGGUCAGUUCUGCCGGGUGGAAGAAUCGGAAUGGUUCCGGAUUCCGUGUUGCGCAGUGAACAACUACAUUUUCAGGUACUUCUUCCACGGUGGCCCGGAAUGUGUGCCUGGCGCCAGCUGCACACAUUCCGGGCCACCGUGACGUGCUGGAUGGAUUGUGUGGACGCGUUGGCAAGGAGUGAACGCGUUGUUGGCUGGGAGAGAUCCACCGGAAGACGAAUCCGGUACGGCUCCGGAAUGGUGAGGAGGAGCUCAGAAACUAUGAGAGGGUUGCGUUUUACGAUUACGCGAAUGUCCAUCCUAAAUGUGCAGCAGUAGAUCCGGUACCAGCUACGGACAUUCCGAUCAACGUCAAACAGGAACUGUUUGCUGGGCGGAUUGAAGCGGAAUAACGAAAGAAAAUGAAGCAGAAAGAAUGUUUAAACUGAAGUGAAAUUUAAACAAAUUACAAGCAAAAUAACAAUAGCAUUUACUUUAUUUAGGAUACAUUUAACUGUAAGAAUAUAUAUUUACAAUAUAAUUUAGUAAGUAAUAAAAAAUAAAUAGUAUGAAAAAACCAUAAAACCUACUGUCGUUAUUAUUUAUUUCAAUGUACGAAUAUAGUUUAAACAGUAAUAUUUAGUAUGGAAAAAACUAUGAAGAACUGUUAAUUGACUGUGCAAUGCAUUGUAAUGCUUGCUGUUUUUAUUAUUCAUGUAUGAUGUAUUCUAUAGUCAGGACGAGUUUUUGGAUGAAAAAUGCAACAUUAGAUUAACAGUAAAAUGCGUCGUAUUUGGAAAAAAAAUGUAUGGAAAAAUUUCGAAAUUUUUAUGGUACCGGUGCAUAACAACCCCCCUUUUUUAUGGUAAAAUCCCAAAAUACGACACAAAUUAUCUUAAAAAACGAUGCUGUCUACUGUUAAAACACUGUCAAAAUGACAAUAUAUUUUAUCGUUUUGUAACGUUAAAAUUUACUGUAAGUUCAUCAGAAAUCUUUA